Molecule: messenger RNA, 1741 nt
Organism: Styela clava
Lineage: Eukaryota; Metazoa; Chordata; Ascidiacea; Stolidobranchia; Styelidae
Product: carboxypeptidase inhibitor SmCI-like
Molecular function (GO): serine-type endopeptidase inhibitor activity
Source: RefSeq, a predicted model, not a curated record
UUCAAGUACUAUUUUAUAUUUUCUCAGACAGAAAUCUGCUUAAAAUUAUGAGUAUUUCAGUUUAUGGAGUUCCAAUUUUGCUGUUCAUCUCUUAUCUAACGAUCGUAUCUUCCAUACACGACACACCGGCUCGAUGUAAGUUACCCGUGAAGAUUGGUGAGUGCAGAGCUUGGUAUUCAAGAUGGUAUUUCAAUGAAAAUUGGCAAAGAUGUGAAAUGUUUCAUUAUGGUGGUUGCGGAGGAAAUUCCAACAGGUUUUUGACAAGACGAGAAUGCGAGAAAUCGUGUCGAAAAAAAGAACGAAGAAAUGAAGACGAACAUGGAAAAAAUCAUGACAUCUGUUUUCUCCCAAUGAAACCUGGCCCGUGUCGUAUGCUCCAAAGAAAAUAUUACUUUGAUGCUUCCACACAAACCUGUAAAAAGUUCGCGUACGGGGGUUGCCAUGGUAACAAGAACAACUUCAAAACCGCGGAAUUGUGUGAAGAAAGAUGCUUUCCAAAAUGUUCUCUACCAAUGAAAAGAGGGCCAUGUCAACACAACGUUCGUCGUUUUUUCUAUGACAAGCAUGAUGGAAGAUGCCAUUCAUUUUUGUGGGGAGGUUGCUACCCCAACGACAACAACUUUCCCACUAUGUAUGAAUGUCAAAAUAGUUGUGUGACAGAUCCGGGAGAGAACAUUAGGAUUUGGAAUCCAUUUGAAAACACAGAAGAGUAUAGAUACGAUGGAUUUGACGCUGGUUUUGCAUGGACAGAAUAAUGCGUGAUGUCACAAUCACAAAAAAGUGUUCAAUAAUAUCACUCUUUAUUCCCUCAAAAAACUGAAUAUUUUUUUGUUUGUUUGAUGUAUAAACAGCACGUUUCAUUAUAAUUAUUGUUGAUAUUAACUCAAGUUAUUUAAGAAACUGACAAGUCAUCAAUAACAUAUAGAAAAAAAGCAACGAAUCAUGCACAAAUUUGAAUUGUAUAUAUAUAUAUAUAUAUAUAUGUUUAUAAAAUAAUGUCUCGUUUUGAAUAUUCACAGUUGAAUCAGAAAAUCAGUAAUUUGAAACAUUGCGAGUAUGUUAUUGAACUACUACAAGUUGAAUAAAGAUUUUGUGUAAUUUCCUUCUUUAUGCAAUUGAAUGUUACGGUGCAGUAGUGAGAAUUUGUUACUACAUUACCUGGCUAGAAUGAAUACCCGCUUCGUGUGCUUGAUAAAAUUAUGGACAUCACAACGACUUGGCAGUCCCAAUAAAAAAAAUUUGACGAUCCAAACUAUUUAGAUCUUUUUGAAUGUUUACUUCAGUUUAAACGUAGUCAUGGAAAGAUUGUUACAGUUACUGUCUGAUAAGUGCUCUGUAUCAGAACGGCGAGGCAGCUAAAAAUAUGUUUGGGGGUUCAUAAGAAUGAUUUUUCUAAUUUAUGGUCGUAUCAUGGGGUUGGACCAUUAGAAACCAAGAAAUCGUUUGUCAUAUAUUUAUGGACUUGUGCUCAAUAGGGAAACAUAAAUAUAGCAGAAAACACAGAUACUGUACUGAGAGAAUAACAACAAAAAUAAUCUGUUUAAUACAACAUGAGUACAUGAUAUGCCAGUCACACAACCAGCGAAAGCCGUAAUGAUAAAAACAUGAAACGCAUUUUAAUAGUGUAAUAUUUUUUUUGGCAUUACUAUUCCUUUAUAUAUUCAGAACAAAAAUUUAAGAUGUCAUCAGAAAGUAACUUUCAAAAUUUAAUCUUUUUUUUUUUUUCAUGAAAUUUCAAAGU